This is a messenger RNA of Drosophila innubila, 1009 nucleotides long. RefSeq lists its product as uncharacterized. The transcript is spliced from 2 exons. NCBI's taxonomy places the organism in Eukaryota, Metazoa, Arthropoda, Insecta, Diptera, Drosophilidae. The record is from RefSeq and is a predicted model, not a curated record. Bases 48 to 962 code for a protein of 304 amino acids.
GACACACACAUGUUAAUUACACCCAAAUAAAAUUCUAAGCGAGAAAUAUGUUUCAAAACAUAAGUUUCACGUUUUUGUGCGCCUUAGCAUUUAUUUCGUGGACGGUUUUAUGUUAUUUGCAUGUCGUUGAAGAACAGAAGAAAUCGGAUGACUAUAAAGUAGAAAUUUAUACAGAACGUUCCCAUUUUGCUGAUUUACCCCAGUAUUGUCCAAUUAAGUCAACCGAGGCAAACUUUAUAAGUCGUGCAUAUGAAUUGCUAUUAAGCUAUGGAUUAAUCCUUGCCACAACUGUGGUGCUGUCCAAGAUAUUGCAGUUGUUAGAGCUAGAGGCAAUAUCUUAUCUGCAAAGGGAGGCUGCAAAUCUUGCGGUUCAAGAAUCGUUUCCCAUGAUUGGAGAACGGCCCGAGGCCGAGAACGAUCUAAAGACAACAGGAUUAGACAAUCAUGUUGAGAUGCCGCCUCCAUAUUUGCAGGACAAUUUAGAGCUGAGAGAGCAAUUGGAUGACUUGCAGGCACGCUGCCGUGAACUUCUUCAAGAACUUCGCGCUGUCAACAGCAGCACCACUAGCAAUGACAAUGAUCUAGACUGCAAUCCAUCCAAGAGCAGUUUAAGCAGCUCUGACAUGUCAACAUCCACCGAUAACCUUCACUAUGAUGAUGAAAACUCCAGUGUAAUAAUGUGGAAGCGACCUACUCAGAUAUCAUCUAGUGGACUUUCUGUAAUGCAUUCCUAUGACGAAGUAACUUCAUCUGUAACGGCACAGAAUGUAUAUGUUACUCACAGUCACAUCCACAUUAACUUCAAUGGACCGGUGCGACUAUCGCAACAGAAUAUAAAUGUUGGAACCUUACGCCUGAAAGAUAUGCCCAAAAACAGCGAAUUUCGACAGGUUUGGGGUAAAUAUUUAAAAGGUCCCAAUGAGAUACCCAUGCUAACUGGAAUCAAUAACAUCUUAAUGUAAAAACACAACAUAUGAACUAUAUUAAAGCGCACAAAUUAAAAAAAAAA